Baudoinia panamericana UAMH 10762 is the source of this 805-nucleotide messenger RNA. RefSeq lists its product as uncharacterized. Gene Ontology annotation, biological process: mitochondrial electron transport, cytochrome c to oxygen. Lineage: Eukaryota; Fungi; Ascomycota; Dothideomycetes; Mycosphaerellales; Teratosphaeriaceae. The record is from RefSeq and is a predicted model, not a curated record. The transcript has 3 exons. Bases 89 to 457 code for a protein of 122 amino acids. Gene Ontology annotation, cellular component: mitochondrial inner membrane.
CCGCUCCGCCGUCCGAUUAGCCCCAACCACCACCACCACCAGCAAGCCAGCGACCGCAUGCUUUUCCACCAGGAGCAGCGGGCUGGCCAUGCCCGCCGGCGACCCGCAUGAUCCGCAUCAUGAGGAGAGCUUUGAGGAGUUCACUGCGCGGUACGAGAAAGAAUUCGAACAAGUCCAAGACGUCUUCGAACUGCAACGCAACCUCAACAACGCCUUCGCCUACGAUCUCGUCCCCUCACCUUCCGUCAUCGUCGCCGCGCUGAAAGCGGCACGGAGAGUCAAUGAUUUCCCGACCGCCGUCAGGAUAUUCGAGGGCAUCAAAGCAAAGGUAGAGAACAAAGGCCAGUACGACGAGUACCUCAAGGACCUACAGUCGAUCCGGGAAGAACUGGGCGUGAAUCUCAAGGAGAACAUGUAUCCCGACGCGGCGGCGACGGCGCGUUUCCACAGAGAUUGAGAUGCGAGGGGGAAUAGUGGAUUUGGCUUGAGCGCAAUCAGCAAACUGUGUACAUUGUACCAUAGCGGCGAAGAAGUCGUCCCAGCUGCUGCGAUGUGGGGUGCAGUAUUCGUGUGACGCGCGCCGUGUAACCGCUAUGACGAGCCAUACAAAGCAAUAAAACGGGAAGUGUACAGUCUCAUUGGCAGCGAGUCCCUGUAUCGAUAUUUAGGACGGGUGAGUCUGGGCCAAUGGACAAAGCUAAACGUGCAGGUUUCAACAAAUGCCCCUCUGCUGCACUCAGAUACCGUCAAGUGCAUCCCGCUACAAGUCGCUCAAAUGAGUCGGCAAACUUUCGUGAAAACCAAU